GUGUUGUGCAUAAUAUCAACAUAUUUCACUUCCACAACUAAUUAGUUGAACAAUGUCAGUCAAUCUGUUCAUGAUAGUCGCUGUAAUUUCUUAUCAAACUGUGUAUACAGUUGUGAGCAUUCCUACAACAACUGAGAUGAACAGCAAUACCAGUGCAUCGAAUAAAUCAUCAAGUCUACUGAAUUGGAGAAAUACAAUCUCACAAUGUGUUCGAUUGUAUAUGGAACCAAAUCAACUUGGUGAUUGGUUUGAUAUAUGUGAUAGUAAUGAGCUGCUCUCAUCAACAUUUAUUUGGAGAAUCAAAUCGAUUUGUACACCUGCAAAUACGAAUCCAUUCAGAAAAACAUAUUGGUUAAUAUAUGAACGAUCUCAUUUCGCAGGACCUUACAUUCUACUCGGUUCCAGUAAAUGUAUUGACGAUAUAAAUCAGUAUAAACUUUCGGCAACUAUGUCAGUACUGAUCUGUGUAGAGAAACUAACGGCAAAAUGGGAUGUGUUUGUUUCUUGUCAAUAUCCAAAACGACCAUGGAGGGAAUUUUUCCCAGUAAACUGGCACUCAGAUUAUAAAGUCAUAUCUAAAUCUGGAACGGAAUCAGCUGAUGAAGCAGAAGCUUCCUCACUGGAAGAAAUAGAAAGUUUGUUGGAACUACAGAAGAACAGUGUCAACAAUAAAUAAUUACAAGUACAAUCUCUUCGUUUUAAUUCCGUUCAUCGAAAAUUCAAGUGCAUGCUGAUAUCAGUGUAUUGCGUGAUAGAGAGAGAGAGCUUAAAAUGAUGUUUGUAGUUGUUUUGAAUCAAUGGACGUAAGUAGUUUGAACUGAAUCACGAUGAAUAUUGACUGAUAUUUAUGACGGAUAACAGUUCAAUAUGCAUUGUUUUGUGUCUUUAUAGACCACUAGUUAUCACGUAAUUUAUUCGCAAAUGAAAUUACUACUUAUUCACUCGUGUACUCUUCUAAUCCAAUGACGUUCGUUCGGUCUGAUCAGCCUAGCGUCCCCUUAAUCCAUUGCUCAUCUAGCCCGUCCCUCUGAUUCUACAAUGCCAACAACAGCUUCCACUAUGCGAAUUAUUUAUUUCAGACAUACUGGGUUUAUAUAUCAACCAGACAGACCGCAACGCACCAUAAGUAGGAAAUAACAUUUAUACACAAUAAAGCCAGAAAGUGACUGUGAACGUGGGAGACCGUAAUCAAUAAACUGAGUAUAACUUAUGAACAGAA
This is a messenger RNA of Schistosoma guineensis, 1219 nucleotides long. The record is from the annotation of a GenBank genome assembly. NCBI's taxonomy places the organism in Eukaryota, Metazoa, Platyhelminthes, Trematoda, Strigeidida, Schistosomatidae.